Xylona heveae TC161 is the source of this 1593-nucleotide messenger RNA. RefSeq names its product high affinity methionine permease. NCBI's taxonomy places the organism in Eukaryota, Fungi, Ascomycota, Xylonomycetes, Xylonales, Xylonaceae. The transcript is spliced from 2 exons. Gene Ontology annotation, molecular function: L-amino acid transmembrane transporter activity. Bases 1 to 1593 code for a protein of 530 amino acids. Gene Ontology annotation, biological process: amino acid transmembrane transport. Gene Ontology annotation, cellular component: membrane. The record is from RefSeq and is a predicted model, not a curated record.
AUGUCGGCUACAAACAUCGAACCCAAGGACAACAUUCCAGUCCAACUGUAUGCCACUUCUGCAACAAGCCAGGAGAAGGAUGGUGCUGGAGUCGAGGAUGCCGUCCAGGAGGGCGAGAACGCCUAUCAAACAAGUGAUUCCAGAAGAAAGAUUGGCCUGACCUCGGCAGUGUUCCUCAUUUUCAACCGGAUGAUUGGGGCUGGCAUCUUUUCCACACCUAGCAGCAUCUUCUCGCUCAGUGGAAGCGUCGGCUUGUCCCUCUUCAUGUGGGUGUUUGGAUUCCUGUUUGCUGCGGCCGGCAUGGCCGUGUAUCUGGAAUUCGGAACUGCAUUGCCCCGGAAUGGAGGCGAAAAGAACUAUCUCGAGUUUGUCUAUCGGCGGCCAAAGUUCUUAGCCACUGGAGUAUACACCGGAUAUGUCAUUCUUCUUGGCUGGGCUGGAUCCAAUUCGGUCAUCUUUGGCGAGUAUAUUCUCAACGCUGCCCAGGUUGAGGUCAAUCGCUGGAACCAGCGAGGUAUCGGCCUGGCUUGUAUUACAACUGCUUUCUUGAUCCACGGCUUGGCUCUUAAUUGGGGUCUGCGGCUUCAAAACUUCCUUGGCAUCAUCAAGCUAUUGAUCAUGGUUAUCAUCAUCAUUUCUGGCUUUGCUGCCCUUGGAGGUCAUAUGCACAUUGAGAAUCCCCACAACUUCGAUAAUGCUUUUGAAGGCACCACUGGGUCUGCUUAUGGUGUCGUUACGGCUCUGUAUAAUGUCAUCUGGAGUUUUAUCGGCUACAGCAAUGCCAAUUACGCAAUGAGCGAGAUGCGAAACCCUGUUCGGACAAUCAAGAUUGCCGGGCCGCUCGCACUGACUGUUGUCGGCAUUUUCUACAUGCUCUGCAACAUUGCUUAUUUUGCUGCCGUUCCCAAGGACGAAAUUCUGAGCUCGGGACGCGUGCUCGCUGCUUCCUUCUUCAGAAACGUCUUUGGGCCUCGCGCCGAGCAGGCUCUGUCGGUUUUUAUUGCGCUCUCCGCCUUUGGAAACGUCUUGAGUGUCAUUUUCUCACAAGGUCGGCUGGUCCAAGAACUCGGUCGUGAGGGUAUCCUACCUUGGUCAAGGCUCUGGGCGUCUAACAAGCCCUUUAACGCUCCGCUGGCUGGUCUGUUUGAGCACUGGGUCGUCUCGGUGAUCAUCAUGUUGGCACCGCCUCCUGGAGAUGCUUACAAUUUUAUCCUCAACGUCAUCUCUUACCCGCUCGCUGUUGUCAACUGUUUUGUUGCUGCUGGCCUGGCCUAUAUAUGCUUCAACAAGGACAAAUUCAACUGGAGUCCUCCAAUCAAGGCCACCCUUCCAGUCACCAUCUUCUUCCUCCUCAGUAACCUCUAUCUCGUCCUUGCACCCUUUGUACCUCCUCAGGAUGGUCAAAACAUUUACAAGACUUUGCCGUACUACUUGCACUGCGUCGUCGGCUUUGCUAUCUUCGGUGCCGGUGCCAUCUACUGGCUCAUCUGGGCCAUUGUUUGGCCCAAGCUACGGGGUUACCGUCUCGUUCGAACUGUUGUUGUCGAAGAGGAUGGUUGGAGCCGCAACCUUUUCUUGCGAGAAUACAAGUAA